Molecule: messenger RNA, 1420 nt
Organism: Branchiostoma floridae (Florida lancelet)
Lineage: Eukaryota; Metazoa; Chordata; Leptocardii; Amphioxiformes; Branchiostomatidae
Exons: 1
Coding region: 47-1279 (410 amino acids)
Source: RefSeq, a predicted model, not a curated record
GCAUGCAAAUGAAAGGAAGAGUGUGAACAGCCGCCACAAUGAAGAAAUGGCCACCCUCACGGCGAAGUGUGAAUCUCUCCAGUCCCUUGUUGAAAAACAGCAACAACAGAUUGCUAAACUGCAGGAGGUGACGGAUUCCAUUCAACUUUCCCAAUCCAUUUCAAAGAUGAGAACGUAUGCACAGACUGUGGCUUUGAACCCAGGUGCCCAUCAGGUUAGUGCUAAAAACUGUAUCUCCAAGGACAAUGGCACUAAUAACGCCACUGAUGACAAAACAAUGGAUCCGGAUACAGCUCAUGCAAAUCAUACAACAACACAGCCAAGUACUGAAGAAGCCGACUCAGACGUUGAACUGACCCAACAGGUUUCGUCACAGGAAGGAACACAAGUCCCGACAGAGGAGUCGAAACAAGUCAGGGUGUACACGGACUCCAUAUGGAAAGCCGUCAAUGUCUCCAGAAUGUUUCCCAACCUUUCGACACACAAAGACAAGACAUCUACAAUAUCCGAUGCCACAAAGAAGCUAGAAACCAUCCACGACCCAGGAACAUCCUAUGCGAUUCUUCACAUAGGAUCUAACGACUUAGACAACUCUAAACAUGACGACUCUUCUGUACAAGGCUGUCUGCAGAAAACAGAAGAACUCAUCAGUAUUGCCAAAGCAUCAUUUCCAAACGCCACCAUUGUCUUGUCUCAGGUUCUCCCAAGAGGCAAUGACCUGCAAUCUGACCUGAACAAGAACAUCAAGGACUAUAACCAAUCUGUACUACAAAGAUACAAGGAUGAAGAGAAGCUGUUGUACGUACGUCACAAGAAACUGUCAACAUCUAGACAUCUCUACAGGCGCGAUGGUAUCCACUUGGAUGAAGUCACAGGGACGAGUCUCCUGGUGGCGGAUGUAAAGAGGACCAUCCGCUCUGUGGAGAACGAAUACAAUCCCGGUUACAGUAGAGAAAACUGGAGACAACCCCCACAUUCAGGGCAGGACAGACCACAGCAGAACCGCGGCCAGGACAGAACACAUCGGAACCGCGGACAGGACAGAGCACAAGAGAACCGCGGACAGGACAGAUCACAGCAAAACCGCGGACAGGAUAGACCUCAACAGAACCGCGGACAGGACAGAGCACAGCAGAACCGCAGCCGAGACGGAUCCUGGCGUGCCGAUACACCUGGAGAGCGGAGCCGUCCCAACUGGUACCGGUCCCAGGUCAACACACCACACGAGGACAUUAUAAACCUGGCCUACAAGUUGAAAGAACUGCUCAACAACUUUUAGAUAUUCAGUGUACCAGCGCUGACCAAAAGGAAAGUGAACCCUUCUAUUACUCUACUUAACAUAGAACUUUUGAUUAUUUCAUAUAACCACCAAAUAUAGACCUAAAUGGUACUCAUUCAUACGUAAACCUUAAAACAUAUG